Messenger RNA from Pseudomassariella vexata, 1575 nucleotides. Its product is annotated as putative eukaryotic translation initiation factor EIF-2B subunit 3. Gene Ontology annotation, molecular function: guanyl-nucleotide exchange factor activity; translation initiation factor activity. The transcript has 4 exons. Gene Ontology annotation, cellular component: guanyl-nucleotide exchange factor complex; eukaryotic translation initiation factor 2B complex. The coding region runs from base 1 to 1575 and encodes 524 amino acids. The record is from RefSeq and is a predicted model, not a curated record. Gene Ontology annotation, biological process: cytoplasmic translational initiation. NCBI's taxonomy places the organism in Eukaryota, Fungi, Ascomycota, Sordariomycetes, Amphisphaeriales, Pseudomassariaceae.
AUGCCGCACGCGGUAAAUAUGCCGGCGCCUGGCCUGCAGGCCCUCAUUCUGUGUGGGCCGGGCAUGUCCUUCACAACCUUUUUGGCCAACCUAGAUGAGAACCCCAAGGCUCUGCUACCCAUCGCUAACCGCCCGAUGGUCUGGUACCCCAUCGACUUUUGCUAUCGAAUGGGCAUCACGAACAUCACUCUCAUUUGCCCUCCAACCGCUGCGGCCGCCAUUGAUACGGCUCUGAAAACCAAUCCAUUCCUUACCAAUCUACCGCACCCCUGGCCGGAGCUCUUGGCCCCGGAGAAUCUUGAUGAAAAUACAGGUACAGCAGAGAUACUGCGCUUGCCCGAGGUGCGUGCCAAGGUCACGACCGACUUUCUCGUUCUGCCCUGCGAUCUAGUCUGUGAACUGGGCGGCGACAAGCUACUACAGACAUGGAUGGUCAGGGCCGCGGACCGUUCAGCCCUUAAUGAUGGCUCGCGACGUGGUAGCGGAGGCUUAGGGGUCUGGUAUGACACCAAGACUGUUACUACGCCCGUCAAGAGUGAAAUGACCGAUUUCAUCGCGACGGCGCCCCUGGCCCAACCGGCCGUCCCUACAUCAAAGGACUCUCUCCUGCAUCAUCUAUCGAAGCUGGUCAUCGCUAUGCCCACCGACACACUGAGCGAUAUCAAAGAAAUGAAAAAUGGCCUGCCGAUACGGCAUGCAUUGUUUGGCAAACAUGCUAAGGUGAGAUUGCUGACGACGCAUCGAGAUGCUCACAUCUAUAUCUUCCCUCAGUGGAUUAUGGAUUUCGUUGCAGAGAACCCCCGCUUCGACAGCAUCAGCGAGGAUGUCAUUGGGUGGUGGGCCAAGGCCUCCUGGCAAACCGGGCUUGCAGAGAAGCUAGGGAUGAAGUCCAUACUGCAUUAUAACGUGGAGGCAUCGGAAGAGGGCUCAACUCACGGGGACGACAAUGAUGCGGCUUCUUCACCGACUACACGACAACCCCGACCCGCAAGGCAUGCUAUUGGCAACUUGCGGACGCCAACUAUACCCCCUAUGUUGGCCUACAUACAUCCAUCGGGCGGCUCGAUCAUUCGACGCGUCGACGAUGCCCAGUUGCAACUGACGGUAUCGCUGCAGCUGGCAAAACUGCCUUCGGUGGAAGAAGCAGGCGCCGAUGCAUCGCCUUUCGCGCAUGUCAAAAAAGUCGCGUAUCCAGAAGGGGUGAAGCCGCGGACAACGAUCACACGGCAAGACAGCCUGUUGGCCGAGAACGUGACGGUUGACGAAAAGACGUCGAUCAAGGAAAGUGUGGUGGGGGCCAGCUGCCAAAUUAAGGAAGGCGCAAAGCUAUUUCAGUGCUUGCUCAUGGAGGGUGUGGUGAUCGGAAAGAGCUGCAAGCUCACUCGAUGCAUCUUGGGGAAAAACAGUGUGGUUGGGGAAGGCAGCACCCUCACUAAUUGUGAGGUACAGGAGAACUUGCUCGUUGAGCCAAAAACCGAGGACAAGGAUAACAGACUCAUGAGCAGCGAGGGCCUGGAAGCCACCCAACAAGAAAUCGACGACCUUGCACUUGCAGAUGAGGAGUUCGAAAUGUAG